GUUUUCUGCCGUAACUUUACUUUACACGUGUUUUAUUUAUCGAAAUAAUUUUUUAGGUUUGAUUAUUCGUUAUGAAUUGUGUACCUUGUUUGACUUGGAUUUCUAGAGGAGUUGCAGAAAAAGAACCUCAUAAAUUGCAGCUGUCUCCGGAAGAAAUUAAAAAGUUGAUUGCGGAGACAAAAGCUUUAAAUGAAAAAGAAGGUAUUGAUGAAGAUGAAGAAAUAUCUGAAAAUAGUGAAAAUGAUGAAGCUAACAUCAAACAGGAAAUACCAUCUACUGAUAAAACUCAGAAUGCAGAAGAGAGUGAUGACAUUGAAGCCAAAUAUGGUUUAGAUACAUAUGAUGAUGAUGAAAGUGACGAAAAACCAUUCUUCAAUAUUUCGGAUGUAGUUACUCAUGUUGAUAAUAAAGAUGAUGAGUAUAUGACAGACUCUGAAUGGGAAGAUGAAGUUGAAGAAAAAGAAGACUUUAUCAUAAAGGACACAGACAAUUUAUUAGCAGUUGGGCACAUAGAAGAUGAAAGUAGUGUUUUAGAGAUCUAUGUUUACAAUAAAAAUGAGGAUGCAUUUUAUGUUCACCAUGAUAUAGUUCUCCCUGCAUAUCCUAUUGCAUUAGAGUGGCUAAAUUUUCAUGCAUCUGAUGAGAAACCAGGUAACUAUUUAGCUGUUGGUGAUAUGACUCCUGUCAUUAAAAUUUGGGACCUUGAUGUUGUUGACAUUUUAGAGCCAGAAUAUGAACUAGGAAAACAAAAAAAGAAAAAGCUAAAGGGUAAACUUGGACAUACAGAUGCUGUUUUGAGCCUUAGUUGGAAUAAACAUGUUAGAAAUUUGUUAGCAAGCGGUUCUGCUGAUAAUUCAAUAAUUUUGUGGGAUCUAACAGAAGCAAAGUUGAUGAACAAACUGAAAUUUCACCCUAAUAAAGUGCAAGCAUUACAAUGGCAUCCACAUGAAAGUCCAUUUUUACUUUCAGGCUGCACAGAUGGGUACUUAAAACUUUAUGAUUGUCGAGACAGUGAAACGGUAGCAAAAUCAUGGAAAAUUGAUGGUGAAGUAGAAAGAGUUGCCUGGAAUCUUUUUGAUUCUUUCAAAUUCUUUUGCUCUAAUGACAAAGGGUUUGUUCACUGCAUGGAUAUGAGAUGCGAAAAAGAAGACUAUAAUUUUGCAGCUCAUGAAAAUGCAGUUACAGGUUUAGAUAUGAGCACUCUUAAUCCUGACAUCUUAAUUACUGCUAGCAUGGACGAAUCCUUGAAAAUAUGGAAUGUCAAAGACAAUUAUCAGUUGGUUGAUGAAUAUAAAUUCAAAGUGGGUUCUAUAUAUGCAGCACGACUUGCUCCAGAUUUGAACUUGACUGUAGCAGUUGGUGGAAAUAACGCAUCAAACAGCUUAAAAGUCAUGGAUAUUUCAGAAAAAGUAAAUUCAAAUUUAGGACAAAUGCAAGAUUCAUUAUCAGAAGCUAGCAGUGCCAAAAUAAAUAAUCCAAAUAUUAAAAGAGAACUGGAUGUCAAUGUUGCAAGUGGAACUAAAGAUUUUAAAAUGAAGAAAAGAAAACAAUCUGAUUGA
This is a messenger RNA of Uloborus diversus, 1559 nucleotides long. It is a transcript of the gene nclb, whose product is annotated as periodic tryptophan protein 1 homolog. The transcript has 15 exons. Gene Ontology annotation, molecular function: protein binding. The record is from RefSeq and is a predicted model, not a curated record. Bases 72 to 1559 code for a protein of 495 amino acids. Gene Ontology annotation, biological process: rRNA processing. NCBI's taxonomy places the organism in Eukaryota, Metazoa, Arthropoda, Arachnida, Araneae, Uloboridae. Gene Ontology annotation, cellular component: nucleus.